AUGGUGAAUUCGAGUUUAGCGUAUGAAAUACUGUUAUAUAUAAAUUCAUUCUACUUCGGUCUUUUCGCUACAUGCGAGCUAGGAACAUUAAUUUUGAAGUCAGUAUUGAUUGGUGUUAAGUACGACGAUGUGGAGAAAAAUAGGACGAGGCUUGGACAAGACUACGGAGUGCUGGUGGCCCUAUUCAUAAUAGAAGCAGCUAGACUAUUUUUAGGCCGAAAAGGGAGUCUUAGCGAAAGAGAUAUCCCAGUAAUGUUUUCAGUGCUACUUACAGUUCCUUCUAUAGUGGGAGUCUUGUACUUACUUAUAUGGCAGGUUGUCGUUUUAAGAAUUGAAUAUAUUUGGUGUACCCUGAUGUUAACGUUACAGCUAUUGGAAUUCAUGUUUGCAUCCAUUUUUAUAGUCACAAUGUGUCGAGGACCUUCAUAUGAUUAA
Messenger RNA from Danaus chrysippus (African queen), 435 nucleotides. The record is from the annotation of a GenBank genome assembly. NCBI's taxonomy places the organism in Eukaryota, Metazoa, Arthropoda, Insecta, Lepidoptera, Nymphalidae.